Messenger RNA from Papilio polytes (common Mormon), 853 nucleotides. RefSeq names its product epsin-1 (gene lqf). Lineage: Eukaryota; Metazoa; Arthropoda; Insecta; Lepidoptera; Papilionidae. The record is from RefSeq and is a predicted model, not a curated record. Gene Ontology annotation, molecular function: clathrin binding; phospholipid binding. Gene Ontology annotation, cellular component: endosome; clathrin vesicle coat; plasma membrane. Gene Ontology annotation, biological process: endocytosis. The coding region runs from base 233 to 853 and encodes 206 amino acids. The transcript has 5 exons.
GGAUGUACAGUUGGAAUUGGAGGACAUGUUGAUUUGUCAUGACUGAGACGACUCUGUCAAUUCGUCAAAAACUGUUUUGUUUAGACAGAAAUUGUACAAAAUUACAUAGUAAAUCGGGUGAUAUCGUGUUGUGAUAAGUGAUUAUAAUAUAAUGUGUGAUACGUUUUUACGCUGACGAAUUGAAUAAAGAAAAAGUAAAUUUAAGUAGCAAUAGCCGAUCAGCAACUCUUUGAUGCCCCGCGGCCGGGACGACAUGCAAGUAAACGUGGCGGGCCUAAGGAGGAAUAUUAAAAAUCUUGCGCACAACUACUCUGAUGCCCAGGUUAAAGUGCGCGAGGCAACCUCGAACGACCCAUGGGGUCCUUCGAGCACACUCAUGGCGGAGAUCGCCGACCUCACGUACAACGUGAUGGCCUUUACCGAGAUCAUGCAGAUGAUUUGGAAGCGGCUCAACGACCACGGCAAGAACUGGCGGCACGUCUACAAGGCGCUCGUCCUCAUGGAGUACCUCAUAAAGACGGGCAGCGAGAAGGUCGCGAUGCAAUGCAAGGAAAACAUAUUCGCAAUACACACGCUUAAAGACUUCCAGUAUAUGGAGGAGGGGAAAGACCAAGGUCUGAACGUGCGCGAGAAGGCGAAACAGCUGGUGAACCUGCUGAAGGAUGAGGAGCGGCUGAAGAACGAGCGCGCGCGGGCGCUCAAGGCCAAGCAGCGGUUCGCGCAGGGCAGUGCACUCGGCAGCGACGGCCAUCUGCUGACGCUGCACCCUGCACUGCAGCACUGCAGCACAGCACUGCCGCACUGCAGCACUGCACUGCGCAUAGCCAACACUGCAGCCGUGCAGUCACACUGA